This is a messenger RNA of Pantherophis guttatus, 4330 nucleotides long. It is a transcript of the gene LASP1, whose product is annotated as LIM and SH3 protein 1. NCBI's taxonomy places the organism in Eukaryota, Metazoa, Chordata, Lepidosauria, Squamata, Colubridae. Gene Ontology annotation, molecular function: actin filament binding. The record is from RefSeq and is a predicted model, not a curated record. Gene Ontology annotation, cellular component: focal adhesion.
UGGCUCGCCGCGCCCCUUCCCUUCUUAGUUGCAACCAGCCAUUGCCGGGGCGGCUUCCUGCUUACUCGCCUCCCCUCCUUUCCGUUGCUGCCUUUGCAGAACCUUCCCGAGGGCGCAGUUUUCGAGGCAGCAGCGGCGGCGGCAACAGUAGCAUUCACACACAAACACACACACACACACAGAGACCCUUCCCUCCCCACCUCGCUUCGGUCGCCAUGAAUCCCAGCUGUGCCCGCUGCGGCAAAAUCGUCUACCCAACCGAGAAGGUGAACUGCCUCGACAAGUACUGGCAUAAAGCAUGUUUUCAUUGCGAAGUCUGCAAGAUGACUCUCAACAUGAAAAACUACAAGGGCUAUGAGAAGAAGCCAUACUGCAAUGCACAUUAUCCAAAGCAAUCCUUCACUAUGGUGGCUGACACUCCAGAGAAUCUGCGCCUUAAGCAGCAGAGUGAACUUCAGAGUCAAGUCCGCUAUAAGGAGGAAUUUGAAAAGAAUAAAGGGAAAGGCUUUAGUGUAGUGGCCGACACACCUGAAUUGCAGCGAAUCAAGAAAACUCAAGAUCAAAUCAGCAAUAUCAAAUACCAUGAGGAAUUUGAGAAGAGCAAGAUGGGUGCUCCUGCAGGGGAGGGAGGUGAGCUGGAACGCCGUAAUUCCCAAGAAGGUGCCAAUUACAGGAGACCAAUUGAACAGCCGCCUCCAUCACAUCAACAAGCUCAUCAUGCCCAGCCAAGUAACCCUGUUUAUCAUCAGCAGCCAUCACAACAACCAGCCUCUCAAUCCUAUGGCUAUAAGGAGCCAGCAGCACCAGUCUCAAUACAGCGUAGUGCCCCAAGUGGAGGAGGAAAACGGUUUCGUGCAGUCUAUGAUUACAGUGCAGCCGAUGAAGAUGAGGUCUCCUUCCAGGAUGGUGAUACCAUAAUCAAUGUGCAACAAAUUGACGAUGGCUGGAUGUAUGGCACCGUUGAACGGACCGGUGACACAGGCAUGCUUCCAGCUAACUAUGUGGAAGCUAUAUGAGCUCUGUUGUAGUGCUACCCUGAAAGCCAGCAGGGCAAGGGCUCUUUGGGGUUUUUGUUCCCUUAUCACUUCUUUGCUCUCUCUUGUUAUCCAUCAUUUAUUAUGUUAUGAAUCUUUGACAUGGUCAUCUUUUUCUCUACCAAUUUAGCCUUGAUUUGGAGGCAUAUGAACUUGGGAGGGGUAUCAUGUAAUUGCCCUUCCACCCUUUUCCUCGGCCUUCAUGGAACAUAGCACUGUGCCCUUCUCCUUCUCCCUCUCCCUGGAGCUGUAUUUUUUGGAAUUGCUACUUAAUGAAUUAAAUCCUACUUCAAUUGCUACAUGGAUUAGGAAGUAGUGUGGGAACGCUGAAAAGCUGUUUAUUUGGCUGGUGGGGAAGGAGAGGAAUGUCACACUUUCAGUAACUUGGGAAAAAUCUGAGCAUUUUAUUGAAAAAGAUUAUCAGGAUCUCUGCAAUGUUGACUCUUGCUCAUUUAUUCUAUCUUAGCUUUCCUUUCCAUGAAUUUUAAAUAUCCAUUUGAAAGAAAUGGAAGUAUUUUUCAAAAGCAGGAGAGCUUUUUGUGGACUCAAAGCAGUGAGCAUAUAUGUAGUCUAUAUGGAAGAUAUGGAAGCUGCAGCAGUUUCUAGCAUAAAGGUACUUUAUACAGAUGGAAUAGUUUAGUCCAAUGAUCCUGAACCUUUGCAGACCAGCGGGGAUGGGCAAGGGAGAGGAAAUCAUUACGUUCAAGCGGUGGGUGAGCACAUGUUCACAGCUCCAUUUGCACGAGUGGCAGGCACAUGUGCCUGCUGCUCAAAUGGAGCUGCGUCAUUCACCCGCUACUCGUGCAAGUAGAACUGUGCAUGCGCAUUUGCCCACCACUUCCAUGGCCCAGUUCCAAAUGAGUUAAGGCCUGGGAUGGGGAUUGGGACCCCUGGUUUAGCAGGCUUGAUUAUAAUGUUAGCAUUGCCUCUUAGAUGCUAUCUCUCAGUCAGAGUGGAUCUCUAGUUUGUUCUGAUAUGUGGCAUGAUUAGACAGUAGUCAGAAGAAUGCUUAUGAAGAGUUGCCACUAGAACAUUUAACCUGCAUAGCUCAAAGACAUCAAGAAAGUUCAGUUGCCUUUUUUAAAGCACUUUUGGGACAACUAUGAUCAGGAUGACUAAGAACCUCCAUAGAGGCCCCUUUUUCCAGACUUCUAAUUCUUGUUGGUAUUUAAUGUGUGAAAAUAGGCAAAUUUUCCAAAUUUCUCUGUAUCAGCCCUAGCAAAAAGAGUCAUGCUUUCUACAGAGGUGCUAUCUUUGGGACCACAUUUUUGUUUUUCAUAAGUUUCUGUUCAAAGUCAAUUCUUGUAUGAGAAUUUUUUUUUAACUAGGACUCAAAAUCUUGUCAGCUAGUAGGCCGAUUAAGAAACAGCUCCAUCUUUCCUUUGUGUGCCAUUUGAGCCAAGCAAUGUUUACAGUCUAUCCUCUUUUCCACUGUUUCUUCCUGGUAGACCUAAUCCUUGGGCAAAGUCAUCAGGGGAACAAAGUCCUUUCACUAGAAAUAUUCCACUUUCUCCUUCUUUGCUGUCAGGUUGACAGUUUCUCUGCUGCAUGGGAUAAUAUGGACCAAAAUCAAAUUUCUUAUAGAAGUUUGCUAUAAAAAAAUAUAUCAGGGAACUGCUACAAAACUGGAAAUUUAUGUUGCUUGGAUAAUGUGAUUGAACCACAAAGGCAAGAAGAUUACUGAAAGUGUGAAAUUCUUAGAUCAUUCAUUGAGUAGAAAUUGCUUUCUCUUAUUUUUAAAGCUCUCCCAAGACUCACCCCUCCUGUUCAGCAAAAGUACAACCAGGAUAGCAGAAAGUAUCCUGAAAGCUGAUAUUUGUAACAUUUAAAUAUGCUACAGUUAUCAAAGGCACAUUCACUUAUUUUUUCUGGCUUUGUUCUUGUUACCUUUCCAGUGUAAAGGAUCAAUAUGAUAAAUUCUUACUACUUUGAAAUUUUUUGCCAUUCCAGAGCUGUUUGAUAUAGCUUUUUGAUCUCUGUUUUUCCCCUUGCAUAGAGAAGGCAUGUAAAGGGCUGGCGUUCUCUAUUAUUUCCACUGUUUCUGGGACUUUUUUUUCCUUAACUUUCUUUGCACUACAAAGCAUAUACAGUUAAGAAUAAAAAGCAACCAUCUCUUACAAGGGGUGCAAGCAAGGGUAUUCAUUAAGCAAGAAUUAAGGAGAACCUUUUACCUCAGUGUAUAGUUCCUCCAAAUUUAAGUAAAGGGAUGUUCCAGUAUUUUACUCUGGUCUUGUACCUUCCAUAGUUAGCAUAUGUUUGCUGGUUUGAUUUGAGCUCCUUGCCUCAUAACAUUAAGAAGCUCUUAUACAUUAUUCCAAUCAAUAUAGAAAUAGCGAUCAAAUUAUCAAGUCAUCCUUUUCGUGUUGUAGAAGCACAAACAUUUUAGAAUAUUAUUUCUUAAAAAUCCUAGUCUUUGUUUUUCCCUUAAAUGCUUGCACUAGUGAAAAAGGUGUUCAAGGAAGGAGUGUGUGUUUCCUCUUACCAUAGCAUAAUUCCAUGAACUCUGUUGGAGCCACUAGAAAGGCCAGUGAGAAUGGUAGCAGGCUUUCCUGUCAGAAGGCAAUUUGUAGAGGACUGUAGGCGUCUAGGGACCACUUACCCUUGAGGUGAGUUUUUAAAGGGUGCCCAGGGGAAUGACUGAUGGGGGUGAGAUCAUCACAUUCUUGGUGCUAAGAUGUAAGCACAAGCUUAGAAGCAACUGUUUUUCUGACUGAUGAGAAUUAGGCAAAAUCGUGUGGACAAUCUUGCAGAGGCUAUCUUUUCAUGAGGAAGAUACAAAAUAACAAUGUGAAUAAAUAUUUUUAGAGGACCAAAUAAAGUUACAAUAAAAUAGCUCAUUUUUAAAAAAAAUCUCUUCUAGCUUUUUCACCCCUUCCAUGAAAUAAAUGGUUUGUCAUUGCUUGAUUUAUUUUUUUCUGCCUUCUUUGAAUUAUGCACUUUUUAUCUUUGAUUUUUUCCAAUAUCUGAAAAGCACCUAAACCUGUAUUUAAAUAAAUAAAUGAAAAAAGAAAGAACAGCUAAAAUGCAUCUCUGUAGCCAUUGUUAUUCACAUCAUGUCUUCUGUACAUCUUAGAUUUUCAAACUAGACUUGAAUGUCUAAAUUAAUGACUUUAAUGAUUUGUUUUGAACUAUAUUUUGGGGUUUUCAUUUGUUCUCUUUGUAUAUUUCUUCACUGUGGACUUACACACCCUCUCAAAAUCAUUUGGCCUUUUUCAAUGGGACCAUAGAAUCAAAUGUAGUGCCAGUUCUCUUCUGGUUUAUGCCAAUUUAAAAAUAAAAAUAUAAUUUGUACCUGC